Messenger RNA from Colletotrichum lupini, 888 nucleotides. RefSeq names its product GDSL-like Lipase/Acylhydrolase. The record is from RefSeq and is a predicted model, not a curated record. Bases 1 to 888 code for a protein of 295 amino acids. NCBI's taxonomy places the organism in Eukaryota, Fungi, Ascomycota, Sordariomycetes, Glomerellales, Glomerellaceae. Gene Ontology annotation, molecular function: phosphatidylcholine lysophospholipase A1 activity. The transcript is spliced from 2 exons.
AUGGCAUCUCAUGCGCCACUCAAAUUCAAAGGGAUACGGCCCGGCCAAGGGGUCAAGCCAGGAACCACCCUCCGGAUCCUUGGGGUUGGCGAUUCCAUCACAGUGGGGUUUCUCAGUGACAUAGAGGGAGGCGAUGGCAACGGCUACAGACUUAAGCUCCGAGAAGACCUGUCAAGUGGGUCAGUCCUCUUCUACGAAAUAAGAGAUAUCAUACUAACGAAUCCACAAGAGGAUAGAGUCGUUUUUGCUGGGACGGAAACCAUGCACGGCACGAUGCGUGAAGGGUAUUAUGCAGCGUGGAAUGGCAUGACUAUCAAGUUCAUGUCAGAUAAUAUCGGACCUUCUUUGGCCCAGAGACCUAAUAUCGUCCUCAUUCAUGCUGGAACGAACGACAUGAACCCGAAUCCAGACGUUGCUAGAGAAGGCAGCGAACCUCACGCCACGGCAGACCGUCUAGGCCACUUGAUCGACCAGGUCGUGCAGACCUGCCCAGAUGCCACAGUCCUUGUCGCCAAGAUCAUUGGCUGCUAUGAUCCAGUCCAGAUGGGCAAUAUUUCUCUAUUCAACGCGGUGAUUCAUGAUGUUGUUCAAUCCCGACAAAGCGCCGGUAAACACGUUCUCACUGUCGACUUCUCGAGCUUUCCAAUGAACGCACUGAGAGAUGGUAUUCAUCCUACCAACCAGGGGUACCGCUUAUUCGGCGACUAUUGGUACGAUUUUGUCACCCAGAUUCCGGAGGACUGGAUUAAAGAGCCUGUUGGAGAUGAUCCGCGUCGAUCUGGAGAAUUGCGCCGCGAUGCACCCGUCAAAGGAAGAUCUACCAGUUUGUGCGAUCGACUGUUCGGCCUGUUUUUCGGCAGGGAACCAGAGCUGGUGUCGAAAGCUUGA